AUGAAGGUAAGAUCAAUAGGAGUAUACGCGAUACGCGAUAAUGGUGAUAGUGACGACACUACGAAAAGAAACACACGACAAAAAAGUUUGAAAGAAUCAAGAACCCUUGUUGGAAAUGAAAAUCGUGAUUUAGUUUGCUGUUUUAACGUGGAUGUUGCGUUAAUGUGGAAUUUGACUAUAAAAACGACAUGGGAUAAAUAUGGAAGUAGGAAUAUGAAUGUUGAUACGAGGUUGAACUCGGCUGAGGAUGAAAUUUUACGGCUACUACAUGAUUUUCACUCUUCGGGUACCUUUCCAUCGGGGUUGAAUACGACCUUUUUGAUCCUUAUUCCGAAAGUGAAAAGAGCUAGUGACAUAAAAGACUACCGCCCUAUUAGUCUUAUUAAUGGAAUUUUCAAAAUGUUGUCAAAGAUCCCUAUUGCAUCAGAGGUUAUUCAUAUUUCAUCUAGGCGCAAGGAUCCUUUAUUCAUUAUUAAGCUGGACUUUCAGAAAGCCUUUGACAGUGUUUCUUGGCAGUUUAUUACGGAGAUUAUGCAGAAAAUGAAUUUUAAUGAUACAUGGUUCAGUGGAUUAAUAGCCUCCAGAAAAAUGUUUUUCAUGGAAAAGGGUGUUCGGCAAGGUGACCCACUCUCACCGAUGCUUUUUGUUAUUGCAGUGGAGGGCUUUAUAAUUAUCAUUGAUAGUGCGAAGGAUUUGGGGCUGAUUGAAGGAGUUUCUAUUGAAGGUUAUCACGAAUCUUUGUCUCUGCUGCAGUUUGCAGACGACACUCUUUUGUUCCUUCCGAAUGAUUUAACUAUGGUUUCUAACCUCCUCCGUAUUCUUCGCUGCUUUGAGGUAGUCUUUGGAUUGCGUAUAAAUUAUGCAAAGAGUUUGAUUAUUGGUUUAAAUGUGUCUGAUCAAGAUAUAGCUUCUGCCACCUCUAUUCUUAACUGCAAAAUAGACAAAAUUCCUAUUGCUUAUCUAGGAUUUCCUCUUUCUCGGAGAAGUUUGACGAUGUCUCACUUCAAUCCAAUCGUGCAAAUAUUUUCUUCUCAUUUGGCUCUUUGGAAAGGUGUCUUAUCGUCAAUGGAUAGACUUAUGAGGAAUUUUCUUUGGUCGGGCUUGGGUUCUUCGAGAGGAAUUUGUAAAGUAGCGUGGAAGGAUAUUUGUUUGCAUUUGUGUUUUGGAGGGCUAAACGUUCCAUCUCUUCGGCUUAGAAAUCAAAGUCUUCUCCUUAAAUGGGUAUGGAAACUUUUCACUUGUGAUAAGGGUUCGUUUUGGUUUUUGACUACUCGUGCUAGUUGUAAUAUGAAUUCAUGGAACGAUUUGAUUAACCCAAAUAAUCUCAAGUUGUCUCACUUUUGGAAAGGGGUUCGGAAGUAUUGUGUUGAUAAUGAAGAUAUUUGGAAUUUAUUUAGUUCUAAUAAAAGGCGUCUCAGGUUGGGUGAAUCCGAGUCUUUUCAGUUGCUCAAGCAAAAACUUCCUCUGGCUGUCUUCAAUAUCCAGCAGGACAAAGUCUUCUGGUCCGGCAGAAAUGAAUUCACAGCUGCUGGGUUCUUCAAGCUUCACAUUCCGGGUGAUGUUCAUUUGCAGCAGGACAUAUUUCUUUUACAGGUCUGGAAGCAGAAAAUCCCGCCUAGGUUACAAUUUUUCACUUGGCUUCUGCAUCGUGGACGGCUGGCUUCAGAAGAUUUCCUGGUUCGUUGUCGGAUUCUGGAUUACGAGCAGCAGUUCUGCACUCAUUGUGCAGAGAUAGAACCUUCAGCUCAUAUCAUCUUCUUAUGUCCUUUAGCUUGGAAAUUUUGGUCUAAUUUUCUAACCUGGAUUGGCAUUAUGGCUUGGAUAAUGCUGGGAGACUUAGCGAGUUUUUAUUAUCAAUGGAUGGAUUUGGCAAACUCGCAUUACAAAAAUCUUUGGUCAGCAAUUUGA
This is a messenger RNA of Mercurialis annua (annual mercury), 1908 nucleotides long. RefSeq lists its product as uncharacterized. The record is from RefSeq and is a predicted model, not a curated record. Bases 1 to 1908 code for a protein of 635 amino acids. Lineage: Eukaryota; Viridiplantae; Streptophyta; Magnoliopsida; Malpighiales; Euphorbiaceae. The transcript is spliced from 9 exons.